CCACCGGAAAACACGGAAAAUCACUUUGUGACGAUUUUCGGACGGUAAAGGCGUAAUUUUUAUUUUUAAUUUCUUAUUCGCAGUAAUUUGUUACGAAACAAGAUCUGUAAUAAAGACUAGUGAACUUUCUGUGAGAAUGUCGUACUCGCCGUACAUUUAUGUCGCGAUCCCCUUGUCAGUAGCUAUCGCUCUCGGGCUGGCACGAAAAUGGAGAUCCAGAAAAUGGGGAAAAUGUAUGAGCAACAUUUGUUUGCGAGGCAAAACCUACCUUAUCACCGGUGCAAACAGCGGUAUCGGUCUAGAGACCGCGAGGGCCCUAGUGAAGAGGAAAGCGAGGGUCAUAUUAGCCUGCAGGGACCUCGAAAAAGCGAGGCAGACUGCCGCAGAAAUCAGGAAGGAAGAGUUGGGAGGAGAAUUGAUUCCGAUGCAACUAGAUCUUGCAUCUUUUGAAUCUAUUGAGAAGUUUGUUGAGCUGGUGAAGACGGGAUUUUACAAAAUUGACUGUCUCAUUAACAAUGCGGGUGUUGUCGCACCACUGAGCUUAGACCAAAAAACAAAAGAGGGUUUUGAAAUCCACCUCGGUGUUAACCAUUUGGGCCAUUUCUAUUUAACAAACUUACUUUUGGAUCUGUUAAAAAAGGCUGCUCCCAGCAGGAUAGUAGUUGUGUCGUCCAUGCUACAUGAGAAGGGCACUUUGGAUUUUGAUGAUUUGAAUAUGAGGAAACAAAUUGAAGACGCUAAGAAAGGGAAGUCAAGUCGCCGCAACCCUGGCUACGAUAACAGUAAACUAAUGAAUGUGUAUUUUGCGAGAGCCCUAGCUGGUAAACUAAGAGGAGAUGGUAUUGACGUGUAUGCAUGCUGUCCGGGAUUCUGUUAUACUAAUUUAUUCAGGAGUUUUGUCAAAUGGUACCACUACAUCUUGAUGGCGCCCAUAGCGUUAGUCUACAUGAGGUCAGCAAAACAGGGUGCGGAGACGGUGGUGUUCUGCGCAACAGACUACAGUGUGGAAGGCCACACGGGCAAGUUCUACCGCGAGUGCGCCGAGUACGCGCCCUCUUAUAACUACAACAAGGAGGAGGAGAGCAGGCUCUGGGAGAUGAGCGAGCAAAUGGUGAAGGCCAGGAGACCGUUAUGAGCUGAUGAGUAGUAAGAACUGCCGCUAUGUUAAUUUGAUUAACAUGAACUUCAUUGCCUAUGGCCACAGUUUUAACGUUUAAAAGUGUUGAAAAAAUAUGAACGUCGGAGUUAACAUUACAACUAUUUAAUUUUUUUUUAAAGAGUUUAGACGUCAAAAUUGUGAAAAUAAACAAUGAAGUUCAAGUUCAUAUAAGGGGGCUGAAGGGUUUGAUCAUAAUAUUGUAAAACACUCAACUGUUGUCACUUUAACGAUGAUUAUUAUCUUUUGUUUCCUAGCCAACGUAAUAUUAAGACGUUGCAUUGAUAAACAAAUAAUUAUUAUUAUUUUUGCAUGUGCCGGGUUUUUAUUCUGAAAAGCUAUCGUGAAUAGGCAUGUUGAUAAAACAUUUUUACUGUAUUAAAAUCAAUAUUAGGCAAAAAUUAAAGUUAAAAAAAAACCUUUUUGUAAAUAAAAAAAACAUACCAGCAAUAAUUACAUACUUACCUACCUAUUAAAAGCAAUAUUAAAGUAAGAAAAAAAUCAUUUUUGUGAUCCUAAAAAA
This is a messenger RNA of Aricia agestis (brown argus), 1679 nucleotides long. Its product is annotated as retinol dehydrogenase 12-like. The transcript is spliced from 5 exons. NCBI's taxonomy places the organism in Eukaryota, Metazoa, Arthropoda, Insecta, Lepidoptera, Lycaenidae. The record is from RefSeq and is a predicted model, not a curated record. Bases 137 to 1135 code for a protein of 332 amino acids.